Puma concolor (puma) is the source of this 1626-nucleotide messenger RNA. NCBI's taxonomy places the organism in Eukaryota, Metazoa, Chordata, Mammalia, Carnivora, Felidae. The record is from RefSeq and is a predicted model, not a curated record.
AUGGGCAUCGUGACUGGGGCCCAGGGUGAGCUGACUCUGAACUGGAACCCCUGGAUAUCUUCUGCAUCAAGAAACCAGUGGGGGCCAAAUAUUGAUCCAGGUCUUCUCUCUUCCCUCCUAGUCUCACUCCUAACCUUCUGGAACCCUCCCACCACUGCCCAAGUCACUAUUGAAUCGGUGCCGCCCAAUGCUGCCGAAGGGAAGGACGUUCUUCUGCGUGUCCACAAUCUGCCUGCCAAUCUUAUAGGCUUUGGCUGGUUCAAAGGGACAACUAUAGAUCCCCGUAGUGAAAUUGUAUCAUAUGCAGCAGACUCACAAGAACUUACCCCAGGAUUUGCACACAGCGGCAGAGAGACAUUAUAUCACAACGGAUCCCUGCUGUUCCAGAACAUCAACCUGGAGGACACAGGAUACUACACCCUACAAAUCAUAAAGAGGAAUGUUCAGGUUGAAAAAGUAACUGGACAGCUCCGUGUAUAUCCGGAGUUACCCAAACCCAACAUCACAAGCAACAACUCGGACCCCGUGGAGAACGUGGAUUCUGUAGUAUUAACGUGUGAACCUCAGACUCAGAACACAAGCUACCUGUGGUCAGUAAACAGUAAGAGCCUCCCGGACAGCACCAGGCUGGAGCUGUCCCUGGACAACAGGACUCUCACUUUACAUGGUGUCACAAGGAAUGACACAGGACCUUAUGAGUGUGAAACCUGGAACCCAGUCAGUGCCGGUCAUAGUGACCCAUUCACCCUGAAUGUUCUCUAUGGCCCGGAUGCCCCCACCAUUUUCCCCUCAGACUCCUAUUACCGUCCAGGGGCAAACCUCAGUCUCUCCUGCCACUCAGCCUCUAACCCGCCUGCACAGUAUUCUUGGCUUAUCAAUGGGAGCCCCCAGCCAUCCUCACAGGAGCUCUUUAUCCCUAACAUCACUGUGAAUGAUAGUGGAUCCUAUACCUGCCUCGCCUAUAACCCUGGCACUCGCCUCAGUAAGACCACAGUCAAGACUAUCACAGUCUCUGAGCCAGUGUCCCAGCCCUCCAUCAACAUCAGCAACACCACAGCCACAGAACAUAAGGACUCUGUGGUCCUGACCUGCUCUACAAAUAACACAGGGGUCUCCAUCUGGUGGUUCUUCAAUAACCAGAGUCUAAAGCUCACGGAGAGGAUGAAGCUGUCCCCAGACAACAGCACCCUCACCAUAGACCCUGUCAGGAGGGAAGAUGCCGGGGAUUAUCAGUGUGAGGUCUCCAACCCAGUCAGUUCCAGCAAAAGUGACCUCGUCAAGCUGAAUGUGGAAUAUGAUUUCACACAACAAAGUUCUGGCCUCUCCGCUGGGGCUAUUGCCGGCAUCGUGAUCGGAGUCCUGGCCGGGGUUGCUCUCAUAGCAGCCCUGCUGUACUUUCUGUGUAACAGAAAGUCUGGCGGGACAAGUGACCUGCGUGAUCUCACAGAGCACAAACCCUCAGCCUCCAACCACAGUCAGGACCACUCUGACAAUGUGCAUAACAAGACUGAUGAAGUUGCAUAUUCUUCCCUGAACUUCAAUGUCCAGGCACCAAAGAAAUCAGCGUCAGCCUCCCCACCCCUAACAGCCACAGAAACAGUGUAUUCAGAAGUCCAAAAGAAGUAA